This is a messenger RNA of Scleropages formosus (Asian bonytongue), 1039 nucleotides long. RefSeq names its product anaphase promoting complex subunit 15 (gene anapc15). The transcript has 5 exons. Gene Ontology annotation, biological process: regulation of mitotic cell cycle spindle assembly checkpoint. NCBI's taxonomy places the organism in Eukaryota, Metazoa, Chordata, Actinopteri, Osteoglossiformes, Osteoglossidae. The record is from RefSeq and is a predicted model, not a curated record. Bases 106 to 471 code for a protein of 121 amino acids. Gene Ontology annotation, cellular component: anaphase-promoting complex.
GCGUCGUGAGGACUCAUUAUGGAGAACACCAAGUUCCGUCUCGUCAGAGUUUAGUUUGAAAUUUCUUUUGCGAAGCGGUGUUGUCCGGUCCGUUUCUUUCUCAGAAUGUCCACGUUGUUUCCCUCGUUGUUCCCUCGCAUGACAGAGUCCUUGUGGUUUAACCUGGACCGCCCGUGUGUGGACGAGACUGAACUGCACCAGCAAGAGCAGCAGCACCAGACCUGGUUACAGAGCAUUGCCGAAAAAGACAAUAAUUUAAUGCCCAUCGGGAAGCCCAUCUUUGAGACGUUUGAUGAGGAAGAGGAGGAAGACGACGAAGACGAGGAAGACAGCGAGGAGGACUCGGAGGACGAUGAGGACAUUCAGGACAUGGACGAAAUGAACGACUACAACGAGUCCCCGGAUGACGGCGAGAUCAACGAGGUCGACAUGGAGGGUGCCGAGCAGGAUCAGGAUCAGUGGAUGAUAUAAAACGGCUCCCCGUGUUGUUCUCGCACCUUCGAUCAGAUUGGAGUAGAUCUACGAGGCCACAGAGCGCCUGGGAGCAUUUACUGAAGACUUGGCGUUUUUAGCACUGUGCACAUCUGGAAUGUCACAGCGACCCAGGUGGCCAAUGACAUGGCAAGAUUUAUUUUUUACUGCAUGGUGUUGUCUAAUGUAUUAAACCACCAGUAAAAAUUGUGAGUGUUAUCAUAUACUUGUACCAUAGUAGCAGCAAGAGGUUUGCUUUAAAUAGUUAACGACUACCAAGAAACGUGGUUCUUGAUUCUUCCUGAGCAGCAGAGGCCGUCUCCGUUCCUUGUACCCUGUCAUGCAAGACCGUGAAUUCGUAGAAACGGCUGAAUAGGAAACACUUAAAAUGAGACAGAAGAGAUGUGAACCUUUUUAUAAAGAGUGGUGUGAAACUGAAAUAUUUUAUUGACUUUUAAACAUAAUUCUCAGUUGACUACAGGGUUCAAAUAUUUAUGUACUGUCCUGAGAGUGUUGAGCAUAUUUUUAAGUUUUACAGACCGUGUCCUGUGAAAAUGAAUAAAGUUAC